AUGCCUCAUACCCUCGGUUCUGCGGCAGAGCUUCCCUUGCCUCGGAAGAGUACCCACACGAACCUCGAAAGAUCUGGCGGCGGGAUAGAUCUUGGGCGUUCGUCCCAUCUCUCAAUCUGCUCGUCCGAUUUGCAUUCUGCGUCGACCAAACUUCUUAGAAUGGUUUCUUAUGUCGUCCAAACUCUUCUCUUCUUGAUUUGGAGAACUUUGAUAUUUCGUGUUCCUGUGGACUCUUCCCAUGUUCGUACAAUGAUCGUCCCACCUGGACAAUCUUGUUGUAUCUUCACUUCUGCUCGUUUGUUUUUGAUCAUAUCUUGA
Microthlaspi erraticum is the source of this 318-nucleotide messenger RNA. The record is from the annotation of a GenBank genome assembly. NCBI's taxonomy places the organism in Eukaryota, Viridiplantae, Streptophyta, Magnoliopsida, Brassicales, Brassicaceae.